UCAUCCCUCUGCAGAAAUGCCUAAAACGAAAGAAUUACACAAUGGCAAAUAUGUAAAUAUAUUACAAUAAGAAAUAUAAAUAUAUGUCCAGACUUCAGACCUUGGAAAACGGGUUGAGCUAAGAUCACUGUGUGGGUAGUUAUCAUGGAGGUUCAUCAUAAUCGCCGAUCGGAUCUUCGACCACUUGUUUUAAUCGUCUUCUUAACUGCGAAUCUUUUUACGGCAUCUACGGCGGCGUCUUCGUCGUCGGUUGCCGUCGCUAGCGAAGAAAAAGUGAAGUUGACUUUAUACUACGAAGCUCUGUGUCCGUACUGUGAGAAUCUCAUCGUCAACUAUCUAUACAAGUUAUUUGAUAACGGACUGAUUUCAAUUGUUGAUCUGAAGUUUAGUCCCUAUGGAAACGCUAAGAUUCGUUCCAAUGGUACCAUCGUUUGCCAGCAUGGUGAAUGGGAAUGUGUGCUUAAUACUGUAGAGGCCUGUGCAAUUCAUGCUUGGCCUGCUGUGAGUGACCACUUCCCUUUCGUCUAUUGCGUGGAGAAAUUAACUUAUGAAGGGAAAUACGCCGAAUGGGAAACCUGUUUUGAGAAAUUGAAUUUGGAUCCAAAACCCGUUAUCGAUUGUUACAGUAGUGGUUUUGGACAUGAGCUUGAGCUACAAUAUGCAGAUGAAAUAAAUGCUCUUCAACCUCCUCAUACUUAUGUGCCCUGGGUCGUCGUUGAUGGACAACCACUUUAUGAUGAUUACCCAGAUUUCAUAAGCUUCAUCUGUAAAGCUUACAAAGGAUCUAAUGUGCCCCAAGCUUGCCUUGGUUUAUCCCACCUCAUUAAGGACACUGCAAACCACCCUUCUGAUCAUGUCUGCUACAAAGAACAAGAGACUGCAAAAUCAACGCUAUCGAAGAUCAUCUCAGCAACAGCAGAUUUUUGGAUAGAUCGUGCUGGCAUGGCUGAAUCAAUCUAAUAGAUUAAUGGUAUGUUUUCUUCUUGUUGUUUGCUAUGUGAUUUCUCAAGUUCGUUCUGAAAAUGGUCUGGUUAAUUAUGAUACCGAUCCACAUGUAACUUGUUGCGUCGAUGUGGGAUAAAAUGUUGUAGCUUAUUGUACACUGGGCUUGUGUUUUUGACUUAACUAGGAUGAGAAUAUGUGAAACCCUUUA
This is a messenger RNA of Cynara cardunculus var. scolymus (artichoke), 1153 nucleotides long. RefSeq names its product gamma-interferon-inducible lysosomal thiol reductase-like. The record is from RefSeq and is a predicted model, not a curated record. Gene Ontology annotation, molecular function: oxidoreductase activity, acting on a sulfur group of donors, disulfide as acceptor. The transcript has 5 exons. Lineage: Eukaryota; Viridiplantae; Streptophyta; Magnoliopsida; Asterales; Asteraceae. Bases 145 to 960 code for a protein of 271 amino acids.